GGGUCUCAGUGUCUCUUCGACCGUUAGAGCCGAGUGUCGUGCCGUGUGUACCGCGCGAGCACGACUCGUUUAUGUAUCUUGUGCUGCUGCUAUUUUAUUUCAGAAAAUUCGACAACAAAAACGUUUCUUGUGCAUCAGUGAGUGUCUGCCAUUUUGUGUGUGACACACGAAAAUACGUUUCAAAAAUAACAAACAGAAAACAACGGAUUACUCUGACUUUGUCUACUGAAAUUGCGAUAUCAAGGAUAAAAUUAAGUAUCGGCUCGACAACAUUCCUGUGAAUUGGGGCCAACUGCUGCUGCUUGUUUUUUCCCCCCCCAGAAAAACCGUUUCCAGGAUAUAUAUAAUAUUUAUAUAUCUGCUAGACACGCCACGAAAUCAGUUGUUUCCUAAACACACAAACACACAAAGUUUAUCGGAUCACUUUUUCAGGCGGGAAAUUAAAACGCCAGUUGUGUGUGUUUCUCUGUGCGAGUUUCAAAAUCUUUUCCAAGUGUUUCUCUUUAAGUGGUUUGUUUUGUGAGUGUGUGUGUAACGUGUGUGUGUGUGUGUGUUUUGGGGCAAGUUACCAAAUCGGAAUUCCUUUCUUUCGAUUUUGCCACUGGAUGGGACGUCCAACGUGAACAUGCGGAUAGCACGGGGCGAGCCAUGUAACGCUACCCACCACGACAGGGAGGGAGAUAAGGGCGGGCGAGGCCCUUGAAAUCUUGUCGGUCGUCCCACCCGCGAUGCGCCACCCACCGGUGCUCUUACGUCCCGCCGCCGCCCAAACAGCCGUACCCGAUCCAGCGCCGAUUGCCGUAUCAUCUGUCUCUGCUGCUGCUGCUGCCGUUCAAACUGGUCCAACCACGGUCAACAAUGGCAACAGUUUGCAGCAUUUGUACAGCAAUACCGGCGCUGCCAAUCAUCUUCAUACGUCGCUGCCAUGUUCAUCGACCCUUCAUUCGUAUUCUUUAUCGGCCGGCGGCGGCGGCUCUUCCUUUUCGGCGAAUGGCAGCCAUUCAACAAGCAAUAAUGCAACCAUUUCAGAGAAUCACAAUGUUAUUACUACACACGGCGGGCCUCAAUCCUCGCUCAAUUCUUCAACGGCCACGCCAACUCCCGCCACCACCAGCGGUGGUGGUGGUGGACCGGCAUCCGCCUUCUCCGGAUCGGCCCAUUCACUCAUUGGACCUCUCCUGCCGUCGGCUCGACGCUAUGUCGCCGUUCGGCUCCUCACCGGCGAGACGCUCCAAUUUGAUGUCGAGGUGAAAAGUAAAGGAAAGGAGCUGUACUCCGCCGUCGCUCGGCACAUGUCUUCACUGGGCAUGAAAAGCACCGACAUCUUUGGCUUAGCCAUUCAAAUCGACGGUGAAUACCUGUUUGUGGAUCCGGAGAACAAGCUGGGAAAGUACGCGCCCAAGGGCUGGAAAUCGUCGCACGCUAGCGGUUUGAACAAUGCCGGCCAUCCACUUUUGGUGCUCUACUUCCGCGUCAAAUUCUACGUCGACAGUCACCUCCUCAUCAGGGAUCGAGUGACGCGUCAGCAUUAUUACUACCAACUUCGCGAGAAUGUGCUCCGACACGGCCAACCGGCCACGGAGGAGAGUUUCUUCCGGCUAGCAGCUCUGGCCCUUCAGGCCGAAUUGGGCGACUACGACCCUGAACGCCAUCGGGCCGCUUACUUUGACACGCAACUCUAUUUCCCCCAAUGGAUUUUGGAGAGAGUGGGAGUCGACUAUGUGGUGCAAAACAUGCCGGCCAUGCAUCGGGAUCAUCGUUGUCUGUCGACGGGUUCGGCCCAACUUCUUUACAUUAAGGAAGCGUCCAGCGGUCACACUCAUUACGGUCUCCAUCUCUACCGGUUGCGCAGUUCCAAGAAAUCGGACGAUCACAACCAACAGCAACUGCAGCUGCAGCAACAGCAACAGCAGCAGCAGCAGCAACAACAACACCAUGCCCACAGCGGCAGCAGUAGUAGUAGUAGUCAUAAUAAUGCCCACCGAUUGCGGAGUGCGGAACGGGCCGGAUGUGAUAGCCGCUUGUCCGAUCGCGGGGCCAGCGUCACGCUCGACCGCCCCACCAAAACUCAACACAAGUUGGACGGUAAAAUUGAAUCGGUUCUCGGCGGACUUCCUUCGUCUUCUUCCUCCACCGAUGACUCCAACUCCAACAGUCGGACGCCGUUGGAUCGGACGGCGUCUCAACGACCGUGUUCGGCCAACGAGAACCCAACCAUCCAGCAGCAACUCCACGACCAACCGCACACCGGAACUGUCUGGCUCGGUAUUUGCGGCAGAGGCAUCGACAUCUAUGAGGAGGAAGACAGUUUCACCAAGACGGUCCGGGCCACGUUCCAGUGGCCCAACAUCGGCAAACUUUGUUUCGAGAGGAAAAAGUUUGAAAUCCGAGCUGUUGGAUGUCCUGAAAGCCGCAAGUUCACCUACUACACGAGCAGCGAUGACAAGUCCAAACAUUUGCUGUACCUGUGCAGAGUGACGCAUCAAUUCAGCAUGGCCAUGCAGCCAAAGUUGGCUGAACUUCGUAAACUCGAAGAAGAAGCUAAUCGACAUUACCAAGAAUCCAUGGGCGAAGGAACGGCCGUCGAAAUGGGCGGAUGGUGCGAUCCAGGGAGUAGCCUGGAACGACCAGACAGACUCAGCUUGCGGGGAUACGGUUCCUUGUCCAAGGGACGUGGUGGCGGGAGCCAGGCUCACGGUGACCAACGCAUUUCCGUCAUCAGCAGCACGUCGUCCAACACGACGUCGGGAAUCGUUUCGGAUAAAGUUCAGAGUGUCGACGAAAGUGAAGACGAACUGGACUUGGAUGAACGGACUCGACCCUCACCUGCCGCCGCCCCUUCGCUCGAAUCUCUGGCCCUGGCCCACCUCCGCGACUCGUGCGAUUCCCUGCCGGCCGAGCUGGAACGGCGCAACGAGGCCGAAUCGGCCGCAAUGCAGCAGCAACUCAGGCCGGCAGCGCAGACGAGUGGCAACAACAGCCAACAGAGCAGCAGCAGCAGCAGCACGACGUUACCUCGACGUUUGGCUGGAUUGGGCGCCCGUUUGGCCAGAGUCGGGCGUUCCAGUAACAAGGCGGCCACGUCCACAGCACAGACAUCAAGUGCUUCCGCCACUUUGCCGACUUCCAGCGAAAUGUCGCGUACCGGAAGUCUGCACAGCUCCUCAUCCCAGCACAGCGCCUCCACGAUCCAUUCGAGUUCGCGCUCCAAAUCACGAAUCUCUCCGUCGACGACCAACGGCUGGCCCGGAUGCGAUUUGAAUCCCUCCUCGGAUAGGGUCACACCUACCACCUCCAACAACAGUUCGGCAUCUUGGCUGAGGUUGAACAGCGUCGACGUCACCGAUGGAAUCGCUUCCAUGCGGCUGCAAUCAGCUGCGGAAGAGAACCAGCGUCGAUCGGAAAUGGUUGGCUGCCAGUCCAGCAACGGCAACGGAGCGGCAGGUCCUGGCGACCACAACAACCAGCCUCACAAUUCCGGAAUGGAAGAAGAGAACCAAUAUUGGUACUCCUGCGACGAUGACAUAAGUGAAACGGGUUCGACCAAUGGCGAGAAAUGUCCGGCCGGUGUUUUGUGCACCGACUGCCGGAUGGGCAUCGUCUGUUGUAGUGGCUCCCAAUCUCAGCAACACCACCGCCAUCACCACCAUCGGGGACACGAAGAUCUUCCGGAUCAUCAUCAUCACCACCACCACCACAACCACCACGUCAAUCACCACCACCAUCACCUCCACCACGCCAAAGAUCCGUCAGAGAGCAGCAGCCUGUGCGUCAGUGUUGACCACACGACGCAGGAUUCCACUCUCUCCGACUGUCAGAGUUAUUUCCACAGUCACGUCAGCAGCGUCGAUUCGUCAUUGGGGGGUUCGGCUCCACCGCACCCGCUAAUUCCGGCGCCGGAAAUGGCUAACACUCCGCUAGCCGCCACCGUGUCGGCGUUGAGCAACGGCGGAUCACUUCGAUCGCUUCGCAGUGCCAAAGUCAGCGUGGCUUCCGACGACUGCGGAUCGGCCGUCGACUACUCGGUUCAAAGUGGUCCGGCCGCCGAUUCUUCUUCAUCGGCUUCGACGUCAUCGGCGGCGGUGGCGGCGGCGGCCGCAAUGUGCGCCAGUCCAAAAUUGGAUUUCACCGUCACCAGCGCCGUGCCCAACACCGGAACGUAUCCGCGUCGCAGCACCGUCAGCAACACGCUGGAUUCCGACAGUGAUUACGUCACCCUGCCGCCGCUUUGCCCGCGGAUGCAGGACAAUAAUGUAGUCAUGGUCCCCAACAGCUACGUUUUCAUGGAGCCGAUGCAGCCCAAAAAUGGCGGUCAAGUCACUGUGGCCUGCGUCAAUCAACUGUCGCUGCGCCACGGCGUCAACUGCAAAAUGGUUGACGAUGUGGCCUCGACCACCUACUCGGCCAGCUCGUGCUCCAGCUCCCAGAUGAUGGGAUUGACGAGACCCAUGUCGGCGGCAGCUUCGGCGGCGGCCGCAGCAGCUGCUGCUGCAGCCUCAGAAGCGGCUGCCCGUUUCAUCACCACUCGACCGACUAUCAGCAUCCUUCAAGCUCAUACCGCGUCGACUGCCCCUGCCACGCAACCAAGUUUCGCCACUCCGGCCCAGCACCUCAUUCCACCACCUCCUUACGACAUCCGUCAACAUCCCUUGUACAACCAGCAACAACAGCAGCAGCAGCAGCAGCAGCAACAGCAGAGUUAUCAUCCUGCUCAAAUCCAAGCCCAGUUUCAAUCGAUGGAUGGUUCGUCCUCAUCGGCCGGAUUGACUUGCUGCCAAUACGUUCCACCGCCAGCUGGAUACUCUUCUUGUCAACAGACGGACGCUUUCGAACCACCACCACCUCCUCCGCCCUACCCGAUCCAUCUGCAAGUGCAGGCUCCGUUGACGACAGCCAAUCUGGGCCUCCAUUUGAGCCAGCAGUCCGUGUCGUCGUUGGUCUCGAAGCACAGUCUCAACAGCAUGGCCAGUAGCGCUCGAUCCUUAGAGGCGGUUUCGGAUUCCCACCGGAUUGUCCCGAGCAACAGCCACGCCGUCUACGCCGAGGACAGUCUCAUCGACACCAAGACGAACGGCAGCAGCAGUUUGUACGGGGUCAUCACCACCGAUCCAGAAGUGGCGGUCUCGGUGGCCGGCAGCAGCGGCGUUCAAGUGGCUCCCGUCAUUGGUAAAAACAACUACCUGGACAUCCACGCCACCAAUACGCUUUCGCGACGACCUCAGCAUCCCAUUCCAUCUGGCGCUCAACAGCAAUCGGCCUCGGCUCAGAUUGUCCAGCAGGUGAACGGAACGGUCACCGGAGGAGCCUCAGUUCCCUAUGAGCAAUACCAUCUCGGCAUUCCACCUCCUCCGCAGUAUCCAGGCAAUGGCGGCGGUAGCAAUGGCGUCAACAGUAGCAGCAAGGCCAGUUUCGCCACAGUGUACACCAAUCAAGUGACGCAGAGUCAGAUCGAACAGUUCAAGGCGCAAUUGUACUCGGACGUCGACUACGUCAUCUAUCCGCACAAGGAUCCGUCUCUCAGCCAACAAGAAUACCUGGACGUGAAAGAAGCGGCUUCCUUCAUUUCCUCGGCCGCCAGUAGCACGUACAGCGACCAGGGACAAAUGAUGCUGAUGGGCGACGGAGCCUAUCUGCCUCCGCCGCCUCCUUACCGGGCUCCUUCCACCAAAUCCGGCGCCUCAUCCGUGUACCGAUCUUCCCCGAUGCCCAACGUCCAUCUGCCUCCAGUUUCCAGCACGGGUGGAAUAGUGUUGAGUGGGACCACUCCAGCUAGCCAUCCGCCCCUGCAACACCUUGGGUAUGGGUACAGUUCUCAUCACCAAGGAGCUGGAGCCCGGCCGGCGUCCGUCCAUUAUGCUUCCAAUCAAAGUUUGUCGAGCGGCAACUAUUCCAGCUCUUACUCGACAUCCAACUACUCGUCGAACUAUUCCGCCCAAGUCCCCAUGGCUUAUGUUCCUUACCCGAGCAAGUACUUGUCGUGCCAGUCGUUGGCCAGCAGCCACUCAUCUAACCCUAGCGCUGCGUACUCGGCCAGCGGCUGCUACUCGGCUUCUUCUUCACACAGCAUGACGGGCAGCUACGAGCCCAUAGGAGCGGCCAUCCAACACGCCGGGGCCGCCCUCAGAUGCAAACCCAUGGCUCCUCUGCCCGCCCUUUCUCGCGUUCAUUCCGAGGAGAGCAUUUUGACCUACGAUCUCCCGCAAGUCACGACACUCAGCUCGGCCAUUGCCCGUCAUCAAGAAGCCAGAGGCUUACUGCCUCCUCCUCCGCCCUAUCGUAAGCAGAGUCUCGACACACCGUCGGCCCCAGGAUCCACCUGUUCGUCUGGUGCUCCUUCUAUCGCCACCGACUCCACCUGUCCUUCCGAGGGUGGUAAAUUGCCUGGACAAAAGACGCCACUGGACAUCAAGACACUGAGAGAAAAGAGUCGUAAUUUAGAUCUGCCUCUGAUAUCUGCACUGUGCAACGACACGACUCUCUUGAACCAGGCUAAACGGAAACCUCCCAUGGGUCAACAACAACAGCAACAACUGCAGCAGCAGCAACACCAAUUACAGCAACAACAGUUACAGCAACAGCAAUUGCAGCAACAGUCUCAACAAAUGCAACAGCAACAACAACAGCAGCAACAACAACAGUCCGUGUCGAACAUUCAGAGCAUGCCUCUUCCUCCCACACCGAUUGAAGCCGCCCAAGGUAAAACAACUGGCCAACCGCCACCUAAACCAGGCGGACAAGUGAAUGGACAGUCAUCGCAUGCGUACGUGAUGCCCCGCCAUCCGGCUUCCGUGUCGAUGAGUCAGGCGGAAUCGUCUCCCUGUCGGAGACCUGCUUUGACCACCCCUAGACGGAAUCCCGUCGCCGCGGUCCAGCAAGCGUCCCAAUCUCGACCGACCUCUUGGCACGUUGACGGCAACAACUGGAACGUCGGACAAGGUGAUCCAGCUGUCAACGGAGAGAAAAGCAACGCCCCUCCACCUCCCUUGCCUCCUCCAAAUUCCAACAGCGCCAUCGAGGCCAAAUUGCAGCAAUUGCAAAAGGCAGCCGUGGCCAUUGCCACCGGACCGGGUUCCAUCAUCGCCGAGGACGGCAAGAUCGCCAAAGCUCUGAAUCUUCCGGCGUUCAAAUCAGUCAAGAACUCUUAUGUGGUCUCUCCCAGUCGUAAACAUCCCGUCUCUGGAUUGUACGCCGUCACGGAACUCGGUAAACCGCCAUCUGGUUCCCGCAAAAUCACCCCCACCGCUUUCUCCCAUCCGCAUAAUAACGCCGGCUCCAAAGUGUCGCAGCAGCACACGGUUCCAAAUUCAUCGUCGCUCUCCAAUGGGAAAACAUCUUUCGGUGUUGUGCCUUAAUUAUUUCAUUUAAAAAACAACAGACAAGUUCAAACUGUGCCAUGACGGUCGUUUGCCUCAGUGUAAAAGAAAAAAGAAAAAAAAAAAAGAAAAAAAAAAUUGAAAAGAAACCCAUUUUUCGAAUUCCGCUCAAACCCUUUUAUGUUUUUAAGUCAGUGGUUUUCGUGACUCACCGCGAGGAAACUUGUAAAAUCCGGUCCCCAACUUUUCCCCCACAAUUCAUUGAGGCUUUUUUAUUUCAUUUUUUUUUAAAGGUUCUAAUUUACAAACUAAACAAAAAAUUGCAAAAAAAUAGAUAAGAUUAAAAAAGUAAAACAAGAUCUAAAGGUGGUGACAAAAGUAUACAGCCAUGUUCUCAGGGUUCUCCUCCAUUCAAAGUGUUUGUUGUUUUUUUUUUGUUCGCGAGAAACUUCCGCUAAAAAAAGAACAAAUGAUAAUCAGAAAAUAGCUUUUUUUUUUUUCAAUUUUCUUUUUUUUUAGUUUAAACAAAAAAUGAAUGACACUGACUGAAAUUGUAUUCUCCUCGAGCUGCUGACCCGUGUAAAUAGAUUGUGUAAUUUUCCAUAUAAAAAAAAGUCGACCGUUUUAUGUGCGUUUUUUUUUUGUUCAAAUUUGAAAUUAUGUCUCGUGUCCAAUCCACCUUUCUUUGCUCAAAAGAUAUGAGUGAAUUUGUUUAUCUUGAAAUUUUUUGCACUUGAACUUUGUCGGAAAAAUAUUUUGCAAAAAAGACCAAUAGUGCGAGAAAGCCUCGGCGAUUAUUGGGACCAGGUCCAGUGCUCUUAUUUCUAGAACUGAAAAGAAACAAUCAUUUUCUGUCAACGUUGUUUACAUAAUUAUAUAUAUAUUUUCGUCGUGUGCCGAUCAGUAUAAAUUUGGAAAAUUUUGUAUUAUGGGAUAUCAAUGUGGAUAUAGGCAAAAAUCUCCUAUUCUGUAGCAUAAUCACCCCCUUUCCCCCCGACAUAAAAGUGUUGAACAUGUUGAUGGAUAAUAAGUUUCUUUUUUUAUUUUUUUUUUACAUAUAAAAUGGCGUUCAUUUUGUACUCCCCGUACUUUAUUUUUCAUUAUUAUUUUGAAUUCCCCCUUGAGCACUUGGACCAUUCUAAAUGUUUCUUCGGUGACAUAUUUGUAUAUUUAUCCUGUGAAAUUUUUAGAAGUGUGUUCCCUUCUAAACUGUUUGAUUAUUCUGUGCUGUAAAAUAAAACUUAAUCAAAUAUGA
Messenger RNA from Daphnia pulicaria, 8568 nucleotides. RefSeq names its product protein expanded-like (gene ex). Gene Ontology annotation, biological process: positive regulation of hippo signaling. NCBI's taxonomy places the organism in Eukaryota, Metazoa, Arthropoda, Branchiopoda, Diplostraca, Daphniidae. Gene Ontology annotation, cellular component: cytoskeleton; cytoplasmic side of apical plasma membrane. The record is from RefSeq and is a predicted model, not a curated record. The coding region runs from base 729 to 7352 and encodes 2207 amino acids. The transcript has 10 exons.